AUGAACCCUAAUAAACCUUUAUUUUUAGGAUAAAAUCAUCGUUCUUAUUUGCUUUAACCUUAAGAAGUUUAACCUAGAAGCUAUAGUGUUUAAAUAUAAAAUAAUCGAUAUUCUAUAGAAAACGAUUUAAAACAUAGUCAUUUAGCACAAUCUCAUUUAGAACAUUAGGAAAGAUUAUAAUAAUUUAUGGCUGCAUAGAACCAGUAAUUGAAAUAGCAAUUAAUAGAAAUUGAAAAUAGGUAAUUAAAACUACAAAAUGAACUUCUUUCAUAAUAAGUUUAAAAAAUUUAAUUUGAUUUAGAAAAUACCUUAAAAUUAAUCUCUAAAAAAAAAAAAAAUCCAUCUAUUCAAUAAAACUUAGCCAAAUUAUCUUAAAGUUCAAAUUUUAGUUCAAAAUACUAAAAAUAACAAAGUUUAUCAAUUGCAUCUAGUGAUACAAAAGAAGAGGAGACAUAAAGAUUUAAUGAUAAAAAUACAAGUAAAAAUGAAGCAAUUGAAUUUCAAAUAUCAGAGAAUUUUGAAAAUUUAAAUCAUAAAUAAUUUAAUAACGGUAAUCGAUAAUCUUAUAAAAUAUAAAAAAGUUAAAGGAGAAAAAAAAGAUUAAAAAAGUAUGUGAUAGUUGUAUUAGCAUGUAUUAGAUUGUUAUGGAAAUAAAGAAUAAAAAUUAAAGAGAAUAGAUUAAAGUUAAAAAAGAUAAAAGAGAAAUUUGAAAUAGCAAAAUAGAAAUUAUUAGCAAUCCCAGAAGAAAAUAUUAGAAAUCUUCUUUCUACAUGGGUAAAUGAUCUUUUAGAAGAAAUCAUUUAAAUUCUAAAUAGUGAAUAAUUUUAUGCUCAUUGUGAUACACCAAAUUAUAAUGCUAAUAAAGAAGAAAAUAUUGUAUAUAGAUAAGAAUUAAUAAUCAAAUUAACAUAAAAUUUCUUUGAUCGUUUAGAAUAUAUGACUAGAGAUAAUAUUCUACCAUCAUUAAUUAUAGAUCUAAUGUAUUUAUCAUUAUUUUAUUCAUAAAAUCCAAAAGUAUCUUUAUUUGUAGCAAAAAGAACAAAUUUUUAUGUGAAAAAUACUAUAAAAUUAUCAAAUCAAUAAGAAAUGUUAAUUAUAUCAGAAUAUAUUUUUUUUCGAUUAAUUAUUUAGUAUAUGUUGAAGAUAUUUAAUUAACUUAAAUAUAAAAAUGAUACUCAUGAAAAAUUAUGCAAAUUUUUUGUUACUAUUAUUGCUAGUUUCAUUCAAAUUUUAUAUAUAGACUUUUUUGAAGAUAUGAAAUUUGUUAAAUAAAUAAAUGUUCAACUCUAUUAAAGAAAAAUAGUUCUAGAUGAAAAAUUAAAGGCUUAUCUUCUAGAAGAUGAUAAAAUUGAUGAAGGAGAGAAUUUGAUUUUAGGAUUACAUGAUAGAUCAUAAUUUGAAUAAUUAUUUCAAUAAUAGAUGGAUUGGAUAACUCAAAUGGGCAAAACGUUUUAUUAAAUACUUUUAAAUCUUCAUAAUCAAAUAUGA
Messenger RNA from Paramecium pentaurelia, 1488 nucleotides. NCBI's taxonomy places the organism in Eukaryota, Ciliophora, Oligohymenophorea, Peniculida, Parameciidae. The record is from the annotation of a GenBank genome assembly.